Trypanosoma theileri is the source of this 1902-nucleotide messenger RNA. RefSeq names its product beta-fructofuranosidase-like protein. The transcript has a single exon. Gene Ontology annotation, biological process: carbohydrate metabolic process. The coding region runs from base 1 to 1902 and encodes 633 amino acids. Gene Ontology annotation, molecular function: hydrolase activity, hydrolyzing O-glycosyl compounds. The record is from RefSeq and is a predicted model, not a curated record. NCBI's taxonomy places the organism in Eukaryota, Euglenozoa, Kinetoplastea, Trypanosomatida, Trypanosomatidae.
AUGCGCAUUAUAUCAUCUACAUGGUGCGUGCUGCUGCUGCUGCUGCUAGCGAUUGCGGUAACCGCGUCGCAUGAGCCACGCUUCCACGUGCGUCCGCCCAGCAAUUGGAUCAACGACCCCAACGGGCCUUACCGUGACCCCAUCACAAAACAGAUGCACCUGUACAUGCAGUACAACCCGUACGGCGCGGUGUGGGGCAAUAUGAGUUGGUACCACUUCACCUCGAUGGACUAUGUGAAGUGGCGAGAUCAAGGUGUUGCAAUGAGGAAUGACGAGGAAUACGAUCUGUGGGGAGCCUAUACUGGAUCGAUCACGUACAACCCUGAUGGGACACCCGUGAUGAUGUACACGUGCACUGCGGUUGAGAACAUCCAGCGCCAGUGCCUUGCUUUACCACCACCGGAAGACAUUGCCAAGAAUGGCCCACGCUCACUCAACACGUUUGUGAAGGUGGACGCGAAUCCCGUGCUAACGGAGGAUGACAUGCCCGAUCUGUACGACAACUUCAACUACCGCGACCCCACGAACUUCUGGGAGAACCCUGAUAACAGCUCUGAGUGGCUGUUCGCGCUUGCUGUUCGCACAAGGAAGGACGACCGUGGCCACAUUGUGGUAUUCUCCACUGGCGACCCCACGUGGCGUUCAGGUUUCAAGUACUCGCACUCGAUUUGGCACGAAGAAUUUGACUCAUACCACAUGAUGGAGUGCCCGGAUAUCUUUAAGGUUGGCUCGGAUUACGUUUUGAAGGUAUCGACCAUGGUGAGCCAACAGGAUAUGUGGGUGUAUGGUAACUAUGGUGCGAAGAACAAUGAAAAUAAGACAAUCUACCUCGAGGACUCCGAACGUACCCCGACGUACAUGGACUACGGUCGCUUCUACGCAGCGAAGCACAACUUUGACCCUGUGCUGAAGCGCGCAGUGUUGUGGGGCUGGCUCGUGGAGGAAGACACAGAAGAGGCAAUGAGGGCUCGUGGGUGGUCUGGAAUGAUGGACCUUCCGCGCUAUGUUGAGUACGACGAGAAGGCGAAGAAGAUGAAGAGCUUUCCGAUGCCUCAACUUGAACAGCUGCGUCUGAAGCCGCUUCUGAAAAACAAAGCCGUUAAAAUUGGUGCGAACGACCGUACCGCGCUUGUGGGGGAUGCCGGGCGGUACUACGAGCUUGUUGUUGACUUCACUCUCCCUGAAGGGGCGUUCAAGUCUGGAACAUAUGAGGCUGGAAAGGAACCCUCGUUUGGUGUGGACCUGCUGUCGUCCGCUGAUCACAGCUCCUACACACGUAUUGCGGUGGCGAUGCCUGGCACACUUGAUAGCAAGAUGCACGACCAGACUGGACGGCACUACACCUCUGUGGAAGUCAAUGAGAGUGACAUGUGCAAGAAGAAGUGUGAGACAGAGCGUCGUUGCGUGGCGUGGACGGCUGUGAAGAUCCCUAAUAAGAACACGUCCCGCUGCUCUGUUAUGAGCACGUUUGGCGAGGCCCGCGCUGCCAAUGAGUCGGCCGUCACGGGACGCAUCAGCGAGCCUGUGAUUUUGCUGGACCGUACCCACUCUGGGACGACCGGCUCGAAGGAAAUCUGGGUUGGCCGUGCACCGCUGUGGAACGGGAACAAGGUCCAGCUGCGAGUUUUCCUUGAUGACACGGCAGUGCAGGUCUUCAAGGACGGCGGUCUGGAGUCGCUCUCGGGACGCGUCUACGUGGACCACAAAAAGUUGACUGAUUUGUCGUUGUUCUCAGCUAACAUUGCUGAAACCGUCGAGGCCGUUGUAUCGCUCUACCCCAUGGACACCGUGAUAAUCGCCGAUACGGAGAAGCCCUCUCCGGGCGACGGGAGCAGCAAGAUCUGCCUGCUCGCACUGGCACACCUUCUUGUUGCACAGCUGGUGUUGUACUUCCUGCUGUAG